This is a messenger RNA of Oikopleura dioica, 1464 nucleotides long. Lineage: Eukaryota; Metazoa; Chordata; Appendicularia; Copelata; Oikopleuridae. The record is from the annotation of a GenBank genome assembly.
AUGUCGAGCGAGGAAGACAGGGGAAGUUUGAUUUCUAGCGUCCGUGGAAGGCUAUGCGUACUUUGUGGAAUUGGCUUUGCGUUGGUUUACGCUUUACGAGUGAACCUUUCAAUCGCAAUUGUAGCCAUGACGAAACCUAUUCCUCAGCCAUUGAAUAACGACACUCGUUGUCCAAUGCCACCACCGUCGAAUUCAUCUAACCAAGGCGAUUUCGACUGGGACGCUGAGACUCAAGGGAAAGUGCUCGGUGCGUUUUUCUAUGGCUAUGUAUCUACACAAAUUCUUGGAGGCAUUCUGGCUGAUAAAUAUGGCGCCGUGAAUUUGCUAGCUGGCGGACUUUUUUGCACCAGUUUCUUUUCGCUGUUCACAGAAGUUGCUGCUCGCCAAGGUCCAUGGUGGCUAUUUGCCCUUCGUUUGAUAGAAGGACUUGGCGAAGGAGUCACGUUUCCCGCUGCAGCGAGCUUCUGGACGCGAUGGUCACUUCCAGAAGAGCGGGCAAGAUUAAUGGGUCUUUCAUUAGCUGGGAGUCAGAUUGGAAACGUCUUAGGAAUUCCCUUGACGGGGCUUAUUGCUGAUAACUGGGGCUGGCCUUCAGUUUUCUAUUGGUUUGGUGCUGUUGGUUGUCUUUGGUGCAUUGCGUUCUUUAUUUAUGCGAGGAAUGAUCCUAAUGAUUGUCCAUGGAUCUCACCGGAAGAAAAACGAUUGCUUGUGAAGAGCAGACCAGCUAACCGUCAAGAAAAAAGGCCUAUUCCUUGGAAGAAAGUCUUCACUUGUCAACCUCUUCUUGCCCUUGCUGUAGCGCACGCGUCGUUCAACUGGGGUUUCUACGUCCUUUUCACUUGUCUACCAAAAUACAUGAAAGAAGUACUCGGUUUCGACCUGAAGCACAACGCAUACUACUCUGCUUUACCUUAUCUAACAAUUUGGGUGUUUAUGAAUGUCUCAACUCAGAUUGGGGACUAUCUUUUGAAAAAAGAGAUCGUCCGAAAACUCACAGUUCGAAAACUCUUCAAUACAUUGUCCACCUUCAUUCCCGCCAUAUUAUUCACCUUCAUCCCGUUCUUUGGCUGCGAUGGGAUAUCUGUUGUUAUUCUUAUUUGUGUCUGCUGUAUGUUCAAAUCUGGUCAUUAUGCUUCUGUUAACGUCAACCAUUCUGAUUUGGCUCCUCCAUUUACCGGGCUUCUAUUUGGAAUUACAAACAUGUUCGCGAAUGUUCCUGGAAUUCUAGCUCCGAUGCUAGUAGGCUCCUUUACGAAAGAAGAGUCUACGAUCUUCACAUGGUCUCGUGUCUGGUACGUUUCCGCCGCAAUUUAUACUUUUGGAGCUCUGUUCUAUCUUGUCUUUGGGAAAGCGGAAGUCCAGCCAUGGGCGAGGAAAAAGCAAAGAACAUCUACAAAUUCCGAAUCGGAGGAGUCCGACGAUACAAAUCAAAAUGACAGGCAACCACUUCUUGCUUCUGCAUAA